Messenger RNA from Mycotypha africana, 1940 nucleotides. RefSeq lists its product as uncharacterized. The coding region runs from base 74 to 1837 and encodes 587 amino acids. The record is from RefSeq and is a predicted model, not a curated record. The transcript has a single exon. NCBI's taxonomy places the organism in Eukaryota, Fungi, Mucoromycota, Mucoromycetes, Mucorales, Mycotyphaceae.
UUUUUUUCUUUCAAAACAGCAUGUCGCUAACAAAAUACUGACGUUCUCCUCAUUUUCUUUCCUUCAGUCCCCUAUGCGAUCAGAAGUAGAUUCACCUGCUUUCACGCCCGUCAUGGGCGAACGCGAAAUCCCUGCCCAUCCACCUCCCACUUCCAACCCACCCAACCUAAUCGAACGAACUCCUUCCGAAACUUCUCAAGACAAAUUCCCUCCUGUGAUUCCCGAAGAACCUAUCUCUGAUGAUGAAGUCAAAGAAUCAGGUGUGGACGAUUUUGUGAAUGCUCAAGAAGAGGAUGAAUUCUUUGAUGUUCAUGAUGAUACUACUACUACUGCUGCUGCUGCUGCUGCUGCUGCUGCUGUACCUCCUAUGACAGUAGCUGAUACUUUAAUGGCGAGAAUGUCACCGAUUAAGGUAGAGUUUGACGUCAACAACAGCUCUUCCUUGGAUAGUUUGGCUGAAAAUGGUAUUCCUGCUUCACCUCUAGUAGCCUUGGAGAAUAAAGAAAAAGGCAUGUCUCUGAGCGGUGCUAAAGAAUUAGAAGAACCCGAAAAACUACAGGAAAGAGAAAGUGUCGAUCCUGCGUCCAUUUCGAGUGAUGUGAGGGAUUUAGAAAGCAAAGACAAGUCUAUCGAGGAUUUGAUUCCCGAGGUGAAGGACAAUAAGGUACCUUCUGAAAGCCCUCUUGAGACUUCUUUAGCGGAAAAAGACGAAAAGAAGCCUUUGUUGACUGCUGAUAAUGAUGAUGACAAUGCUGUUGUUCGUGAUAAGCCUAAGGACAGCGAUCAUCUCUCUGACAGCCAUAGCGUCAAACCUAUCAUUGAAACUCCUGGCUUGACGGAAGCAAUGGCUGAGAGAAGCCUUGGUGCCCAUCAUGAGUCAGGCGCAUUGGAUGAAGCGGCAUCAGAAAAGCCUUCUGACACUCCUCUUGUACAAGAAAUGCCUGAUAAGAAGCAUACGGACAAUGUUUCCGUUACUGAACCUUUAGAAAAGGAAGAAGAUCUUGAAGGGAAAAAGCCUUUUGACGAGGAAGAAAAGUCCAUGGCUCCCAAAGUAACAGAGCCUGAGGGCAAAGCGGACGGAGCACCCGAUAUAGUUGACUCAGCUUCUUUGGAUAAUGAAAAGACACCGUUGAAAGAAGAAGCAGAGGAGAAACCUACUACGAAGCCAUUCGACAGCAUCCCCACUUCGGGCCCUCGAUUAACUUCACCCAGCCGUGUGCGUCCUGCUAGUGCUCGUCGAUCCCCUCUUUUAACAAAGGAAAGUCAGGAGCCUAGUCAGAUGGAAUUAUUGAAAAAGGAAUUGGAUGCGGAUGCAUCACAGGAAAAGGAAGAAGAGAAGAAACAGUCCGUUCCUGAGGAAGAAGAAACAUCGUCAGCUGCUGUUGAGCAACCCGCUGCCAAACCUGCCAAACCAAUCAAGCCGAUCUUUGCUAAAUUCCCCACACCUUUUGCUGUUUCCGGUAGUCAGGAAGAACUUAUCAAGAGAAAUUUAAGACCUACCAGCGGUGGCCGCCGCUUGUGGGAACCUACUGCACAAAACACGAAUAGCAACAAUAGCAGUAGUAGUCCCGAAGAACCUGAUCAUGAUCAUAAAGAAAAUGAAUCUCCAUCCCCUCGUCCUAUGGGUGGUGUGAAGAGUAUUGCUUCUCGGUUCAAUUUCAAUAAUAACAACGGCGGUAGCAGUAAUGAAGUUUUGGAAACUAAAUUGAAGAAUUAUACCAAGCAUGAAGUUGAAAAAUUAAGAAAGGAACUUUUGGAAGAAAGAGACAAGCGUAUGCAAUUAGAAGAGAAGGUGGAAGCCUUAUCAGCUAGAUUGAACGCACUUUUGGAACAAUAAUCAUGAUAGCCAUCCUAUCACACAUUCAUGUCUUUUUCUACCCACACUUUAUAUCAAUUGAAAAAGGGAAUCAUGUGUUUUUAAGAAUAGUAAUAGUAACUUA